Molecule: messenger RNA, 12958 nt
Organism: Podarcis lilfordi (Lilford's wall lizard)
Lineage: Eukaryota; Metazoa; Chordata; Lepidosauria; Squamata; Lacertidae
Source: the annotation of a GenBank genome assembly
GGAGGCGCCGAGCCGCGCCUGCUCGUCCUUCGGCCCUUCCCAAAUCGCGCAGCAGCCGGAUCGCGGCACCAUGAUGGCGAGGCGGCUCCUCCUGGGUUCCAGGCUCCUGCAGCUCCGCAGUCGGGGCUCCCUGGGCGUGAGUAUCCCCGAGCCCAGCGCAAAAGGCAGCCCGGCUGGGCUGGGAUGUCCUGGCGGGACAUGUGCGUCCGGGAAGCGGGCAGCGCUCCAGAAGGGGGCGCUUCCCCUUGGCGCAGCUUCCUGCGUCUUUACGCGCGGCUCAGGUUGCGCGUUUGCGCUCUGGGUAGGCAGGGCCGGCGCGCCCAGGAGGCAAGGGGAGGCGACCGGUCAUAGAAUGGUAGAGUUGGAAGGAAUCCCGAGGGUCAUGUAGCUCCAGCCCCCCAACCCCUUACAAAUUGCUAAAAUACUAAAAAAAAAACAGGGGUCUCUAUAACGUUUAACCCGGGAGACACCAGCCACACAUUGCAGUCCUGGCGCCAGGGCACAUUGUCCAGACUAAAUAGCAUUCUGUUCGUGUAAGGUCUGAUUCCCUUGGUUGAAUCAACGAACACAGGUAACAUUAAAAUCAUUAAAAAGCUCCAGUAGCAGUUACCCUUAAAACAGGAGAAGAAACACAAACCACCCCAUCAUGGUCCUUUAGUCCCAUCCUAACCACAAAUAAAUUAGAGCAGGCAUAGGCAAACUUGGCCCUCCAGAUGUUUUGGGACUACAACUCCCAUCAUCCCUAGCUAACAGGACCAGUGGUCUGGGGUGAUGGGAGUUGUAGUCCCAAAACAUCUGAAGGGCUGAGUUUGCCUAUGCCUGAAUUAGAGAGCCUUCCAACAACUCUCCAAAACUACUUUAAAGAAAAUGAUGCUACAGUUCCCAGCAUCCUUGACAAACCUCAGUUCCCAGGAUUCCACUUUGGGGGCAACCGUGUGCUUUGAAUGUGCUUUAAGUGCUGGAAACCUCUGUUCUUUCCUUGAAUCCCUUGGCCCCCCUCUAACUCUUAAUUAAUUUCAUUCUUGCUACAACCAGGUGCACAGAAGCCCCUCCCCCCUCCAGAAACAUUUUCAAUUUUUUUAAAGCAAGGAUAGCACUUCAAAGUUUGCACACGCGGCUCGUAAUUCCACCCAGCAAAAUGGUUAUAGCAUUUGAAUUGUGGAGCCUGCAUAGCUCAGUUGGUUAGAGCUUGGUGCUGAUAAGGCCAAGGUUGCAGGUUCAAGCCCUGUAUGAAACGGCUGUGUAGUCUUGCAUUGCAGGGGGUGGACUAGAUGAUUCUUAAGGUCCCUUCCAGCUCUGCAAUUCUGUGGUUCUAUACUUUGCAGGACUGGCGUAGCCAUAGCCCCACACCUCCAAUAUGAGGGUAUUAAUGAUAAGACUUUGUUUGCACUGACACUGGCAGGGUAGCUUUUUAAAUGAACUCACGGGGUCACUUUUUUGGAAUGCAGUCCAGCAAAGAGAAGCUGCCCCAGUGACCCCUCUGUUACUUAACCAAUUUCUCUUUUCAUGCUUGGAAAAGUUUAUGUGUAAGGCAGGGGUGUGUGAGAGAGAGGGUGGUGCUGCUGUUGUUAGACGUUCCAAGAGCUUCUAGCAGUUUUUGGUUAGAAAUACAUAAAUGCAAUCCCCGCAAAGUAAAAAAAAAUCCUGCUUUUUGAAAUAUAUAAUGUUUUGCAUUGCUUUAUGUUGGGGUUAGGGACAUGGGUGGUGCUGUGGGUUAAACCACAGAGCCUAGGACUUGCCGAUCAGAAGGUCGGCGGUUCGAAUCCCCGCGACGGGGUGAGCUCCCGUUGCUCGGUCCCUGCUCCUGCCAACCUAGCAGUUCGAAAGCAUGUCAAAGUGCAAGUAGAUAAAUAGGUACCACUCCGGCAGGAAGGUAAACGGCGUUUCCGUGCGCUGCUCUGGUUCGCAAGAAGUGGCUUAGUCAUGCUGGCCACAUGACUCGGAAGGUGUCUGUGGACAAACGCCAGCUCCCUUGGCCAAUAAAGCGAAAUGAGUGCCGCAACCCCAGAGUCAGCCAUGACUGGACCUAAUGGUCAGGGGUCCCUUUACCUUUAUGUUGGGGUUGCAUUUUAUAUGCACUUUUCAACAAACUGCCUCAGAUAUUCCCCAAACAACCUGGUUGUUAAAGGCUUAAUUAUGUAGACCCACUGGUGAAACUCUAACCCGGGGUCAUCCUGAUAACACUGACAUUCAGAAGCGGACUUUCUGUUAUGGUCAGGAAGAAAGAGAUGACUGAAGAAACUUCGCUAACUGGGUGUUGUUUGACUAACAAACCAUGCAAGGAGAUUUCAACAGAAAGACGAGUUCUGCCUUUGCUAGUCUAAGUGAAAUGGCUUAUUCCUCUGUGUGUCUCUUAAUUGCACAAGUAUUUGUUUCAUUGCAAAAGAAUGGCUGGUAUUUUUUCACACUGUGAACAGCUUAUUUCAUUGCUUUAUGCCAAAGAUCAGGAACCUGGGGCCAUGCAAAUACUGUUGGACCAGUUCCUUUAAUCUCUGACCUGUGCCCAUGCUGACUGAGGCAGAUAGGAGAUGGAGUUGAACAAUAUUUGGAGGGCCAGAUUUGCCCAUCCCCAUCUACGGCCCAACAAAUAAAUCCUUCCCCCGAUUCUGCACGUUCACACUUGAGGUCUUAUUUCGAAUUUGGUGAUACCGUUCUUCUUUUUAAAAGCUAUUAGUCAUAACAGUCAAUCCAUUGUUCUAUAGCAACACUGUAUGCUGCCUCCCAAGCGCUUGGUGCUUUUAGGAAAGGCAGCAACCAUGUUUGAUUAGAACAAUAGGUCUGUUUGCUUUUAAAAAUAAGAACACAGUGUCUCGAAAACAUCAUUUGCCCAGAGGAAAGCAAAAAGCCCACGAGAAUAGAAAUACGAUUUGGAAAAGCACAAGCAAAUUUUACUGCCUAUGCAAAUUGACUUUAAAGCUUAGCUGAUUUCCCUCUCUUGUGAAUGCACGCUAGACCUUUUAAUUUUAAGAGCUCUAAAGUAGGAAAAUGUUUGGCAAGCCUUCUUACUUCUGCUGUUAAGAGACGGCGUUGGUCAACAUGGGGGGUUUCCAACGCUCAUCAGCCUCAGCCAGCUUGGCCAAUAUUCAAGGAUGAUGCGAAUUGUAGUCCAUAAAAUAUGGAAGGCACCACAUUGAAUCAUAGAAUUGUAGUGUUGGAAGGGACUCUGUGGACCAUCUAGUCCAACCCCCUGCAAUGCAGGAAUAUGCAGAUAUCCUACAGGGUUCGAACCUGCAACCUUGGCAUUAUCAGUGCCAUGCGCUAGCCAACUGAGCUAUCCAUAUCAUAUUUCUUACCAUCUUGAGAUUACUUGCUGAACCAAUAAAUCAGCCUCACAUUCCAUUCACAGAAGCCUGGAGCUGGAAUGUGUUAGAAUGUAGGAAUUUUAAGAGCAGCCCUGCAGAAUCAGACUAAAGCUCCCACCUAAUCCAGUAUUCUGAAAGGUCAGCCCCUAAGCCUUCCCCAGCAGAAAGACUAAGCUCAGUUUCUUGCCUCUAAUUGAUACUGCAGACCCUCAAAGUGUCCCUAUUUUCCAGGGGUGUCCCUGAUUAAGAGAAGCCGUCUUGGUUUCUGAUUUGAUCCCAGAAUGUCCCACUUUUCCUUAGGAUGUCCUUCUUUUCAUUGGAGAAAUGUUGGCGGGUAUGGAGUUAUCCGGCCCGCAAGGCAAUCCUGCAUAGGGAAGUUUUUAAAAUGUUUGAUUAUAUUUUUGUAUAUGCUGGAAGCAGCCCAGAGUGGCUAGGGCAACCCAGUCAGAUGUGUGGGGUAUAAAUAGUAAAAUUAUCAUUAUGGAAUGGGAUGUCCUUAUUUUCAUCAGAGAAAUGUUGGAGGGUAUGCUAGUCCAUCAUCUUGCAAUGCAGAAAUAUGCAGCUGUCCCAUACAGGGAUCAAACCUGCAACCUUGGUGUUAUCAGCACCAUGCUCUAACCAACUGAGCUAUUGGCUAUCCCUGCCCUCCACAACAAUGAGAAGAGAAGAGCAUGAGUCCAGAAGGCUGGAAGAAGCGUAAUGGGAGAGAGUGCUUAGGAGAUGAUGGGCAGUUAACCCAAAAACCCAGGAUAUUGGAGCCCCAAACACUGAGGCAUGUGAGCCCUGGGAAAUUGAAGACACUCAGAUUUAUAUAUCUGUGCCAGGAGUCAUAGAACCAUGCAAGUUGUUCUGCAUUCGGCCAGUGGCUUUGUCCUCUGGCAAACAGUUACAGUAUUUGCUUUUAAAAAGUCACUCAGCUUCAGCACUGCUUGAAGCUCUCCUCUUCAAGCGUUGUAGGGACACUGGUGGUGCUGUGGUCUAAACCACCAAGCCUCUUGGGCUUGCCAAUCGGAAGGUCGGCAGUUCGAAUCCCCGCGACGGAGUGAGCUCCCGUUGCUCUGUCCCAGCUCCUGCCAACCUAGCAGUUCGAAAGCACACCAGUGCAAGUAGAUAAAUAGGUACCACUGCGGCGGCAAGUUAAAUGGCAUUUCCAUGCGCUCUGGCUUCCGUCACGAUGUCUUCGAUGUGCCAGAAGUGGUUUAGUCAUGCUGGCCACAUGACCCGGAAAGCUGUCUGUGGACAAACGCCAGCUCCCUCGGCCUGAAAGCGAGAUGAAACCCCAUAGUCACCUUUGACUGGACUUAACCUCCUAGGGUCCUUUACCUUUACCGUGUUGAUUUCCUUUAAAAACCCCACUGCAUUGGAUCCUAGCCUUUUUUGCAUCCUAGCCCUGCAGUGGUGCCAAACAGCAGAGAGAUUGAGCUAUUCUAGAAUCACAUGGAACUGCUAGAUGGGGAACCAGCAGCCCUCCAGAUGUUGUUAGAUUCCAGCCCCAUCAACUCCACAGACGGUUGAUGAUGGUCAGGGAUGAUGGGAUGGGAUCCAGAAACAUCUGGAAGGUUGUAGGUUCCCCCAUCCCCAUGCUAGUGGGUUUACAAUUUGGGUUUGUUUUCUACACCGAUGAAGCCAACAUUAUGAUGCUGCGCUUUGUUAAACAGAAGAUUUCCCUUUAUUUCUGUAUUUCUAGCUUCUGCCUCGCGGUUUGGCGUCUUCCCCGAAAACUCCUCAACACUCUGCACCUCAGAACCAUGUGUACAGCACAGAGGGAGGGAGUGCCCGCAAACCGUCCGGGCGCUAUCCAGUACCCAACAAGAAGGAUUUGCCCUAUGAUAUAGUAGAGCUCAUGGAGGAAGUGGAAGUAAAGGUAAGGGGGAAAUCUGCUGGGGAAGGUGGAAUCUUGUCCUUUCAAAGAAACUUGUUGUUCAGUCGUGUCCGCCUCUUCGUGACCCCCUGGACCAGAGCAUGCCAGGCACUCCUGUCUUCCACUGCCUCCCGCAGUUUGGUCAAACUCAUGCUGGUAGCUUCAAGAACACUGUCCAACCAUCUCGUCCUCUGUCGUCCCCUUCUCCUUGUGCCCUCCAUCUCUCCCAACAUCAGGGUCUUUCCCAGGGAGUCUUCUCUUCUCAUGAGGUGGCCAAAGUAUUGGAGCCUCAGCUUCAUGAUCUGUCCUUCCAGUGAGCACUCAGGGCUGCUUUCCUUAAGAAUGGAGAGGUUUGAUCUUCUUGCAGUCCAUGGGACUCUCAAGAGGCUCCUCCAGCACCAUAAUUCAAAAGCAUCAAUUCUUCGGCAAUCAACCUUCUUUAUGGUCCAGCUCUCACUUCCAUACAUCACGACUGGGAAAACCAUAGCUUUAACUAUACGGACCAAAGAAACUUGGAACUAUCUUAAAGCCAGAUUUUAAUGAAUGGCUGGAUUUUGGAGGGAGGGAGAACCAAAAACCAGAUUGUCUUGAUUUGGCACACAAGGUGAUAUGACCUUCAUAUUAGAAGUUACUGAGCUGUGUGAUUUAUCUUUGACUAGAAACAGUGUUAGAAACUCAAAUAUAUAAGCUGAUCGCCAAAUGGCACCUUAAACCUAGGUUAUGGUCGCCAAAAUGAAAUGUGUAGGCGCUUCCCCCCCUUUUUUUGCAAGGCACUUUAUUAUUAGAGUGGCUGAGGAAACCCAGCCAGAUGGAUGGGGUAUAAAUAAUAAAAUAUUAUUAUUAUUAUUAUUAUUAUUAUUGUUAUUGUUAUUGUUAUUAUUAUUAUUAUUAUUUAUUACUAUUUUUCAUUUCUAUACUGCUUUACCUUUUAAAGAAAAAAUCUCAAAGCAGUUUACAACACAUUAAAAUACCAAAUAAAACAAUCCAGAAUAAAACAAAUUCAAGGUUCGAGGAAAAUAUUUCAGAUGCUUGUCUAUAAGUGGCAUUUUGCUUUCCUCAUAUUUUUUUAACUACUGAAUUUAAGUAGCUUGCCCAUAGCAGAAGUACUCUAGAAAGGCAGUGUGGUGUAGUGGUUAGUGUCAGACUAGGACCUGGGAGAUCAAGGUUCAAAUCCCCUCUCGGUCAUGCGGCUCAUUUGGUGACCUUGGGCCAGUCGCAGCCUCUUAACCUACCUCAAGGGUCGUUUUAGGGGAGGUGGGUGUACCAUGUACAGUGGUACUUCGGGUUAAGUACUUAAUUCAUUCCAGAGGUCCGUUCUUAACCUGAAACUGUUCUUAACCUGAAGCACCACUUUAGCUAAUGGGGCCUCCUGCUGCCGCCGCGCUGCCAGAGCACGAUUUCUGUUCUUAUCCUGAAGCAAAGUUCUUAACCUGAAGCACUAUUUCUGGGUUAGCGGAGUCUGUAACCUGAAGUGUAUGUAACCUGAAGCGUAUGUAACCCGAGGUACCACUGUAGUGUGUUAGGGAGAAGACUCCUAUCUGACAUCCUAGCUUUGAAAGGGCUGUAUUUAAACUUGAGGAAGAAUUCAAAGGUCCAGUCCUCUGCCCCAUCAGCACUUCUUGGUGGUACAUUAAGACAUCGCCAAGUGAUACCGCUAAACACACCCUUGUUCUCUUACAAGUGGCCUAUGAUGUGUUCAAUAGUGGCGCUGUGGUCUAAACCACUGAGCUUCUUGGGCUUGCCAAUCAGAAGGUCAGCGGUUCAAAUCCCCACGACGGGGUGAGCUCCCGUUGUUCUUUCCCAGCUCCUGCCAACCUAGCAACUCGAAAGCACACCAGUGCAAGUAGAUAAAUAGGCACCACUGUGGCAGGAAGGUCAAUAGCAUUUCCGUGCACUCUGGUAUCCAUCACGGUGUUCCGUUGCACCAGAAGUGGUUCAGUCAUGCUGGCCACAUGACCCGGAAAGCUGUCUGUGGACAAACACUGGCUCCCUCAGCCUGAGAGCGAUAUGAGCGCCGCAACCCCAUAGUCGCCUUUGACUGGACUUAACCGUCCAGGGGUCCUUUACCUUUAUCCCAGCUCUGCCGAUUUGUAUUUCUUGUCCAAUAUGGUCUACUGUAAUAGGUAGCAGUUACCCAGGGUUUUAGGGGGACGCGGGUGGCACUGUGGGUUAAACUACAGAGCCUAGGACUUGCCAAUCAGAAGGUCGGCAGUUUGAAUACCUGUGACAGCGUGAGCUCCCGUUGCUCGGUCCCUGCUCCUGCCAACCUAGCAGUUCGAAAGCACCUAAAAAGUGAAAGUAGAUAAAUAGGUACCGCUCCAGCGGGAAGGUAAACAGCAUUUCCGUGUGCUGCUCUGGUUCGCCAGAAGCGGCUUAGUCAUGCUGGCCACAUGACCCGGAAGCUGUACACCGGCUCCCUCGGCCAAUCAAGCGAGAUGAGCGCCGCGACCCCAGAGUCGGUCACGACUGGACCUAAUGGUCAGAGGUCCCCUUUUUACCCAGGGUUUUAGGCAGAGGAGAGGGUCUUUCCUAGUCCCUGCUUCCCUGAACCUUUUAAGUGGAGAAGCCAAGGAUUGAUAAGCUGAGACCCGAGUGCAAAACAUGUUCUCUGCCACUUCCUCCCGCACUGCUAGGAGGAUUAAGAAAGGGAGGCUUGCCAUUUUCUAGGAACUGACCCGUGAAAGUGUGGGGGAGUGGAAUGUUAUUAGGAUGAUUAUUUUACUGUUAGGCUCUCUGUCAUGUUUUUAUUACGCUUUUAUUAUUGAUGUUCUGUAAAGUGUUUUUAACGUUGUACACCGCCCUGGGAUUUUCUGAUAAAGGGUAGUAUCUAAAUUGAAAUAAUAAUAAUAAUAAUAAUAAUAAUAAUAAUAAUAAUAAUAGAAGAAGAAAACUGUAUCAGCAUCUUCUCUUAACUAUUUUAAGGUGAUUGACUGGUGUUUUAUUCUUAAUUCUUCCAACAGACUGGGUUUUUGCCCAACGUGUUUAAGGUUAUGUCUCACCGACCGGCAGAAUUUAGAGCAUUCUUUGCUUAUUACAAUGCCAUCAUGAACAAGGAGACAGGUAAGAACAGAAACCAGACUUGGUCUAUCUUAACGUGACUGUUGUUGAAUUCCUCUAGGGUUACCUAUGGGUAAGAUGAGCACUCAUGCUACAGGCCUUCCUUGGUUCUGUCAACAGAAAUAAGUACCAGGCAAUAAUAAUUUCCACCGGUUCCAAGAUUCUUUAAGGCCUCUCUCCUAAUGAAUCUACCCAGACCUUGAGAUCAUAUUCUGAGGCGCUUCUUCAUGUGCCGCCUCCAUGAGAGAUAUGGAGGGUUGCAAACUGAGAAUGGGCCUUUUCUGCGGUGGCUCCCUGUUUGUGGAAUGCUCUUCCCUUCUUGGUAGUGGCGCCCGCCCUGUGUAACACCCUCUCAUCCGAUGUCAAAGAAAUAAACAACUAUAUGACAUUUGGAAGACAUCUGAAGGCAGCCCUGUUUAGGGAAGUUUUUAAUGAUGGAUGUUUUAAUGUAUUUUUAACCUUCUGUUGGAACAGUGGCUGGGGAAACCCAGCCAGAUGGGCAAGGUAGAAAUAAACUACUACUAUUGUUGUUGUUGUUGUUGUUUAUUUCCAGGGGGUUCGGCAGGCAACUAAAUAAUACACCUUUAGGCACCAGGCGAAAACGUUCUUCUUUAACCAGGCCUUUGACUGAUUGACAGUCAAUGCUCUUUUAAAUGCGUUGGGGGCAGGAGGGAUUAUUGGGUGGUUCUUGUUUUUAUUUUUAUGUGUUUUGUAACCCAUGACCUUGAUAUUAAGAGUUCCAUGCUGUUCCUGAAGGAAUGGGUUUCCCAAAUCUAAAACCUGACUGAGAGGGCUGUUUAUACAGCUGGGUUCAUUGUAUAUUGGCUCAAGUGCUCAAGUUAAUGGAUUUUAGCUAAUGGAGAAGGAAAAAUGGGGAUUUGGGGGCCCGUUUCAGACUGACUGCACAGUCAGGUUUUAAAUUUGGGAAACCCAUUCCUUCAUUCCAACUGAGCCAUCCAGAGCUUUUUUUCAAUAUACCUGCUGCUGCUUCUAACUGAUAGCAUUUGGACAUCUUCCAACCCUUAUUAUUUGGGAGUCCAGUCUAUCUUAUCUCUAUAUGGUGGUAUUGGUGCAUGUUGGUUAAGUGACUCAAUGCCACUGCCGCUCUAGAAAUAUGACCUUCUGCAUGUCUCUUCUUCUAUAGGAAGCCUAAGCAAGGCUGACAAAGAGCUCAUUAUUGUGGCCACGAGUAUUGUUAACAAGUGUCCAUACUGCGUGAUUGCACACGGCGCUCUCCAUCGGAUAUACUCCAAAAAACCAGCGCUAGCAGAUCAGGUUGGUACACGUGUCUGUCUUGCUCGUCUGUCUCCAUCUUCUUCUGUUUCACUCCCUUGCUUAGGAUUUCUCUCCUGUACAGUGGUACCUCUAGUUACGAACUUAAUUCGUUCCGGAGGUCCGUUCUUCGCCUGAAACUGUUCUUAACUAGAGGCGUGCUUUCGCUAAUGGGGCCUCUUGCUGCUGCUGCGCUGCCGGCACACAAUUUCCGUUCUCAUUCUGGGGCAAAAUUCUCAACUCGAGGUAACUCUUCCAGGUUAGCAGAGUUUGUAACCUGAGGUGUUUGUAACUCGAGGUACCACUGUACUUGUUUCCUUGCCACUUAUUGGCUAGUUUUGCACAGGUAAUUGGCAAAAGAAUUUCCAAACAGAAAGGAAUUGUAUGAAGGGGAAUGGUUUUUUUUCUGGAUUCAAAUGCUAGUUUUCUCAAUACAGUCAUACCUCAGGUUACAGACGCUUCAGGUUGCAUUUUUUCAGGUUACGGACGCGCCGAAACCCGGAAGUACCGGAACGGGUUACUUCCGGGUUUCAGCGGCCGUGCAUGUGCAGAAGCGCUAAAUCGCGCUUUGCGCAUGUGCAGAAGCGCCGAAUCACAACCCACGCAUGUGCAGACACGCCGCUGCGGGUUGCAAACAUGCAUCCCGCACGGAUCACGUUCACAGCCCAAGCGUCCACUGUAUGUGAAUUGCCCUUGUGAAAUCUGCAAAACAGUUUUAUACUUUGCUGUUCAUCAAACCGGGAAUAUGAUGGCAAAGCAGUCUAAAAGUGCUUUCUGAUGGAUAUUUAUGAUAGGUGGCCAUGAGAGGCUACUGAAGAAGGCAUAACAAAAAUUACACAGUUAUGAUUCCUUGCGUUCUGCAUGAUACAAAAUCGUGGGCUUGAUAAGUUUGUAUUGUAGUACAAGAUGCUGGGUUGUUUGCCACUGGAUCAGGUCAUUUAAAGGUCCUAUGAAGCAGCUGAAAAAAGCUGUUUUCCAAAGGCUUAGAAUUCUAUAAAAUAGGGUUUUUCAGCAGAUGCUAAUCUUGCUGCCAUUCAUGCACUUUUAAACAUUUUUGAAUGUUUUUAAAUACCUGGUUCUUAUUGAUAAUUCUAAUGUUUUGCUUUCUAUUUUUGUAAACCACUUAGAGGUUCUCUUACAAUCAGGCGUUAUAUAAAAUUUUGUCAAGUAAAAUAAAAUAAAUAAAAUGGCGUUAUGCGACAAACCCGAAUUCUGCGUUCAUCCUCCGAGGCCCUUCUUUGUGUGCCUCUUCCGUGAGAGGCUCAGAGGGUGGCAACACGAGAUCAGGCCUUUUCUGCAGUGGCUCCCCAUCUGUGGGAUGCUCUCCCCAGGGCGGCUCUCCUGGUGCCUUCAUUACAUAUCAUUAGUUGCCAGGCAAAAACGUUUCUCUUCAACCAGGCCUUAAUAUUCUGCAGCCUUUUAAAUGUGUUUGUGUGAUGGGGGUAUUGUUUUGUUGUCUGCUGUAAGGAUAUCGGGGUUACUCGAGAGCAAUCAGGCAAAUGCCUCCCUGGUCGGCUGUAAGGCCUCGUUAUUGGUGCCAAAAACCCUUCACCAUGAAGAGCGCCACUAUUCCGUGGCUGGCUCAUUCACUGGCAGAAUCUGAGAGUGGGUGGCGCUUAAACCUUCCCCAGCAGAGUAGUUUCUUGACGCCCAGUCUGCGCCUCCCCUCUCGGCGCAGAAGCCUACUGAGUAAGGAAGGCGUGGGUAACGGAGGACCUCUCUCCUCCCCGCUUUGCUCAGGCAAGGUGUCCUGGCACCGCCUCGCCUCCUCCGAGCCCUGCAUCUCCUCUCCACUAGAGGCGUGGUUACUCUCCUCUGCUGAGGAGGAGCUGCUUCCCACGAUCUUUGGGGGCUCUCUGUAAUCCAUCCGGCUUUUCCCCUCUCGCCCCUGAGCCGAUGGCAGUUCCCUGACAUCUUUCUUUUAACUAUUUGUUUGUGCUUUUACCUUGCAUUUUUAUAUCGUGAACCGCCUGAGAUCUUACGAUGAAGAGCGGUAUAGAAGUCCAAUAAAAUAAAUAAAUAAAUAAAUAAGAAAGAAAGAAAGAAAGAAAGAAAGAAAGAAAGAAAGAAAGAAGUUGUACUUGGCAAAAUUCCCUCUCUUGUACAAGGAGCAAAGAUAAAGGAACCCUUUAGUCCUUUGCAUCACCCUGUUUAGGAUCUGGCAGCAGUACACUGUGGUUCAUGUUCACGUUUGCUCCCUAAUCCUUUUCAGCCCUCGUUCUCUUUGACCUACCGUAUUUUUCACUCUAUAGGAUGCACCGGACCAUAGGAGGGGGAGAACAGGGGAAAAAAAAAUCUCCCCCUCUGCUCAGCGCCCCUUCAGCGAAGCGGCAGGAAAAACGGAGCCCCUUCCAUUUCUCCUCCCACUUUGCUGAAGGGGCGCUCCGCAGAGAGGGGAAACUGUGCAGCGCCUCUCCAGCGAAGCGAAGCCUGGAGAGCAAGAGGGAUCGGUGUGCACCGACCCCUCUCGCUCUCCAGGCUUCAGGCGGCUAUCCGCAAGCCUUCGGAACGCAGCGGGAACUCCUGCUGCGCUCCGAAGGCUUGCGGAUAGCUGCCUGAAGCCCCCAGAGCACAGCAGGAGUUCCCGCUGCGCUCCGGGGGCUUCAGGCAGCUUCAGCGAAAGCAACGCGAAGCCUCCAGAGCGCAGGGGGAGCUCUCCCUCUGUGCUUCGGAGGCUUCGCAUUGCUAUCACUGAAGCCAAGGAGUCUGCAUUCGCUCCAUAAGAUGCGCACACAUUUCCCCUUAAUUUUUGAAGGGGAAAAGGUGCAUCUUAUAGAGCGAAAAAUACGGUAAUGCUGCCUGUAAAUUUGGUCCCCGUGACUGGUCUAGCGGUUGGCCAUAACUGCCAAUAACCUCCCUUGGCUCUGAUUUUGUGCAGGUCACUGUGAACUGGCAAAUGGCCGAGCUGAGUGAUCGGGAGAGGGCCAUGGUUGAAUUUGCACUCGCCGUCUGCCGAGCGGAUAAUAUCACCGAAGAGCACUUUCAGAAACUGGAGGCGAACGGGUUUGACCGAGAAGAUGCCUGGGACAUCGGCACGAUUGCAGCCUUUUUUGCCAUGUCGAACCGCAUAGCUCACUUCACAGAGAUGCAUCCAAACCCAGAAUUCUACAUCAUGGGAAGGAUACCGAGAGAGAAAGAGAAGAACGAUGCCCCCUAACAAGGCUUUCUGGCACCCAAAUCAUUGCAAGGACAUUGGGCUCAGUGACAGGCAGAAGGUCAAGAUGGGCAAAUGUUGCAUCCCCUGAGAAAUGAAAUGUGCUUCACUUGCUGUUGUGCUAUACUUUUGAAAAACGUUUUCCGGUAGGGUCUCAAUUGUAAUGAGGUGCUCUGAAGACACAGCAAGAUUGGAGAUUUGCUGCUCAGUUUCUUUUGAUUGUAAUAAGCUGUAUACUGUGAUUUCUUCAUAACUGCAGAGUUAACACUUUUGUCAUAUCUGUUGUUUCUAUUAAACGUAUUUGAGCAAAUA